AUGUCAUCCCAGCCUUCUGGAACUCCAUCGAGACCAAUUCGUACCAGACAGCCAGUCAAGAACCCAGGCAUGGUGUCACCGUGUGUUGACUCUCGUCGACGAUUGAGUGUCGAAGUUGACCCACCCACGAUGUCGAAAAAGCGUAAAGACCGAACUUACGAACCUUCUCCUGCCGACGAGGAUUCUGACGCCUCCAUUAUCAGUAUUCAUCCUUCGCCUGCUGGUCUGAGUCACAAGGAGAAAAGUAAGGUCACUGGCCCUAGAUCGCAGCCCGGCAAAAAGGCUGCACCUGCAGGUCCAGCAAAUGAUGUGAGUUUCUCUUAUCUACAUCAUCAUGCGCUUUCUGCUCGGCUGUUCACUGAUUAA
This is a messenger RNA of Melampsora larici-populina 98AG31, 366 nucleotides long. RefSeq lists its product as uncharacterized. The transcript has a single exon. Bases 1 to 366 code for a protein of 121 amino acids. The record is from RefSeq and is a predicted model, not a curated record. Lineage: Eukaryota; Fungi; Basidiomycota; Pucciniomycetes; Pucciniales; Melampsoraceae.